CGGUGAAGUGUCAAAAGAAGCGUAUAACGUUGAGAACUUAGAACACUACCUUAGUACACCACGAUGGGCGAACCAGGCCAUGGUUCAAGCGGCACACUGUAUAACACAGCCCCUCUCAAGCGCUUCAACGUAGUCAAAUCAUGUACAAUGGCUAUAUUCAAAGACCUCGAGGCAGUGGUACAAUCGUCCGAAGAUUUAUUGGAGAAGCUGUUGCAAGGCAAUCUCGAGCUCAAUACACCUGUAUCACCGCGAGUAUCCAGAGGUAAAAAUGCCAGAAGCCAUACAAGGACUGACAAGACAGCCUCUCUCGGUACAACAUCGAAUAAGGGGUCAUCGUGGAAGUAUGGUAGCAUCACAUCGACCAAAAGCAGCAAAGUUGAGCGAGCACAGGCUCAAGACGAAAGUAAGGACGGUGUUAGGGAUGAGUGGGUAACCAAAGAUAAGUUGGCAACGAUGUCAGAAAUGCACCGCACUGUCACAGAAACACUACCCAUUAUAGAAAGAGAUACGAUGAAAGUCGUCUUUGUCGGCCAUACUUCCAAUGGCAAAUCGUCCACUAUCAACGCCAUGUUAUACAGCAAAGUAAUGCCUACGAGUUUUGGUCACACUACGAACGCCUUCAUAUCAGUCAGAGGUACCAGUGAGAAACCUUAUAUAAUGGUUAAUGAUGGGCACGAGCGUAGAGACUUGGCAUCCUCGGAAACACUGGGUCAAGUAUUAUCAGAUCUUACCAGAGCAGGGGUGGAUGACAAUGGACUCCUCUGCAGUGAGGUUGCCGUGUAUUGGGAUAAAGUCAAAUGCCGACUUCUGGAGCACGAUAUAACAAUCAUCGACACACCGGGUAAGCAUAU
Molecule: messenger RNA, 851 nt
Organism: Sphaeroforma arctica JP610
Lineage: Eukaryota; Ichthyosporea; Ichthyophonida
Exons: 1
Biological process (GO): mitochondrion localization; mitochondrial fusion
Cellular component (GO): mitochondrial outer membrane
Molecular function (GO): GTP binding; GTPase activity
Source: RefSeq, a predicted model, not a curated record